CUCCACCCGUGUGUCGGGAGCGGGCUCCUCCGCCCCCACCAGGGACAUCCUGCAUCGUCUGUCCACGUCUCUGGGCAUCGAGGCCGCCGGUUUCCUGUUCGUUCCUCAGUGUUCGUUUACGCUCUUGGGAGGCGGACGUACAUGGCAUUCCCCGUACCUCACCGUGACUGUUCUAGAGGCACCUGGGAGGGUUGUGACCUUCCUGGAUUUUGGUUCAGCCUUGAGGACACUGACCUUGGCCAGGAUGAGGGCUGAGCCCAGGUAGGAGAGGAGGCUGGAGAAGGGUCCUGGCUCCCUUCCCCCAACGUCGCAAACUCGUUUCAGCGCCAAGGCAAGCACACACCCCCUUACAGUCACCGGUGACUCAGACUGGCAUUCAGGUGGAAGCGGGGUGUGUGCUCAUGUGGGGGGGCCUGGAAGGGGGUCCCUGGGUUCAUCCCGGCCUGAGUGAAGGCAGGCCACGUACUUAGGGGCCAGGCCUUUGAGGCCCCUCGGGCACAGACUGGAGGCUGAGUUUGGGGCAAUUGGCUGGGCCAGGGGGUAGCCCCCGCCACCCUGUCCCAAGCUGGCCUGCUCCUGUGGAGGACCCAGGGCAGAGAACUGAAAGGCUUGGGCUCAGGUAGGGCCAGUCCCUUCCAGAAAGACUCCACCCUCGCCCGGCCCCUGGGUACAGGGCAAGACGUCACAUAGCCCCGCCCCCCGGGAGGUGGGGGAAGGAGGCUCCGGACAGAGGGACCCAGACCUGUACCUGCUCAGCUCGGGCCAGCCGUCACCGCUGCCCAUGGGGAACAGCCACUGCGUCCCUCAGGCCCCUCGGAGGCUCCGGGCCUCCUUCUCCAGGAAACCCUCGCUGAAGGGAAACAGAGAGGACGGCACGAGGAAGCUGGCUGGCCUGUUUGGCACCGAGGCCAGUCCUGACGGGGACACCGCUGCCGGCAAGAUCUUCUACUACAUCCCGGGCACGGACCUCCCGGGCCUGGAGAGCCAGCGAGAGAGCCUGGAGCAGCCGUUCCUGAGCGUGUUCAAGAGGGGCCGGCGCAGGGUGCCGGUCCGCAGCCUGGGCAAGGUGGUGCACUACGCCAAGGUGCAGCUGAGGUUCCAGCACAGCCAGGACGUCAGCGACUGCUACCUGGAGCUGUUCCCCUCCCACCUGUACUUCCAGGCACACGGCCCCGAAGGGCUCACUUUCCAGGGGCUGUUACCACUGAUGGAGCUGAGCAUCGGCCCACUGGAGGGGUCCGCAGAGCCUGCCUUCCAGAUCACAGGCCCGCUGCCGGCCCCUCUGCUGGUGCUCUGCCCCAGCCCGGCUGAGCGGGACCGCUGGCUGUACUACCUGGAAAAGCAGAUGGCUCUCGCUGGAGGGCUUCGGCGCUGCAACUCAGCGCCCCCACAGGGCCCCCCUGAGGACGAGCUCCCCUGGACUCUGCAGCGCAGGCUGACCCGGGUGCGGACGGCGUCAGGGUGCCAAGCGGUGGGCAGUGCCAUCUGCGCUUCAAGGGUCAAGCUGCAGCAUCUGCCCUCACAGGAGCAGUGGGACCGGCUCCUGGUCCUGUACCCGACCUCCCUGGCCAUUUUCUCUGAGGAGGCAGACGGGCUUUGCUUUAAGGGGGAGCUCCCGCUGGCCGCCAUCCAAGUCAACCUGGAGGAGAAGGAGAAGCAGAUCCGCUCCUUCCUAAUCGAAGGCCGCCUCAUCAACACCAUCCGCGUGGUGUGUGCCAGCUACGAGGACUACAGCCGCUGGCUGCUCUGCCUGCAGACGGUCUCCCGCAGGGGUGGGGUCCCCCUCCUGCCCAGCCCUGAGACCUUCCCGGGGCUGCGCAUGCCCCCCCAGGCCCUGGGCAGUGGCCGGGGCUCACUCUCCUCAGAUGGACGGACCAGCUGGGACUCAGGGUACCCAGCACCCUCCUCUACCUGCACCAGCCACUCCCUCCCUGAGUCCUCAGUGCUGCCCACUGCGGGCCACCCUGCCCAGCCUGCACCUGACCAGACCAGCCCUGGCUAUACCAGCAUCGGUGGGCAGAAGGCAGAGCUGAGACGGGGUGGCAGCGGUCGGUCGCCCAGGAGCAAGGCCCGGAGUGAGGGGUCGGGCCCAAGCCCCCCACUGCACCUGGACCUGACCAAGCUGAGCCUGGAGUGCGGCCCCGAAGCCCCAGGCCACGCCGUGGAGGCGCCACACUCCCCACUGUACGCCGACCCCUACACGCCACCUGCCACCUCCCACCACAAGAUCACAGACGUCCGGGGCCUGGAUGAGUUCCUCAGUGCCAUGCAGAGCUCACUUGGACCCGAGCCCUCGAGCCCAUUCCCCUUGGUCCCUGUGUCUGUGCCUGUCUCCGACCCUAGCUCCGGACCCUGCGGCCUCCACUUGCCCUCCAAAAAGGGGGCCUUGCAGCCCCGGGCCUCUCAGCGGCAACAGUGCUCCACCAAGAGCCGUGGGCCCCCAGACUCUCCUCAGCUCGUGUCCCGUCUGAGAGGGGGUUCUCCCGGCCCCCUGCUGCCUCCCCCAGAUGGCAGCACCCCCAGGAGCUAUGACAACAUCUGGGACAAGGCCGCAUCUCCCCGCAACCAGCGGCGGCCCCGUGGAGCAGCUGAGGCCGAGGCGGGGUUCAUCCAGUGGAUCUGAUGGGGAGUCUGCUUCUCAGGACCACCUGCCAGCAUUGACUCUGGGGAAGUGAGCAAGGCCUGCGUCCUUCUGUGUAGCCCACAGGCCAACCACCCCCACCCAAUACCGAGUCAGGCUCUGCCCCCCACAGGCUACAGGGCGUCUCCAGAACCCUGAGUUUUCUAGGCCCUGGCGGGCCAGGCAGCAGCCUUGUCCUGAGGAUGCUGUGGCCAGAGGCGGUGGAGCACAGAUCAGCAGGACGCCCGCAGGGACGGGGCCCAGGCCUGACCCCAGGGAGGGGACGGCGGAGACCGACGGGGGCCUCGCCUGGGAGUGGGAGGGUGGCAUGGGGCACAGGCCAGAGGUCGAGAAAAUCAGUCUAGUGAGGGUCGGAGUACAAGAGGUCAGGGGCCACGCGAGUCAGAGGUUAGCAAGGUUCAACACAUCACCCACAGAGGUGGGAGGGUGGCCUGGGCAGCUGUGGGCGGGACGGGGGUGUUCGGGAGAAACUGACAGGAGACCGAACGUGGAGAAGAGAAGACUUUAUUUGUGCCACGUCCACAUGUUAUUCACUCAGCGGCCAGGAGCUGCCCGCUGUCCCUGGCAUCCUAUGCACACUGACUCCAGCUGGACACCCUUUCAGCACCAAGCUGGUGGCCCCCUGCCCACCUUCCUGCCCACCUUCCUGCCCCAUCUCUGGCUCCUCCUAGCCCUGGGACAAUCCCAGAUGUCCCAUCCUCCACCUGACACCCCCACACUCUGCUGCGUACCUCGUCCAGGGCUCCCAGGGGGGACUCCAGGCCCUGCCCUACAGAGCCCCACCCCACAGGGCAUCUGGGGCCGCCUCCCCACAGACCCCUAGUGGCACCUGCUCGCUGUCUCAGGCAGGAGCAAAGGAGACCUUGGCCACCGGCCCUUGGGGUCUGGGGUCAAAGAGGCUUCAGAGGCCCUCACCAUCCCAGCCCACUUUGAAGCAGGGCAGAGUCCCUGGGACACCCCUGCCCCUGCACCCUUGCCCUUGCCCCCGCCCAGAUCUCCACUGGGGCCUUGCCGCAGCUCAGACACUCUCCAAUUUCAAUGCCCCAUCCUGCCCCUCACCCCUGACCAGACAACCAGAUGAAAUACAGACGCCCAGUUAAAUCUGAUUUCAGAUAAACCACAAAUAAUUUCCUAGUGUGAGUUCAUCUCA
Molecule: messenger RNA, 3791 nt
Organism: Pteropus alecto (black flying fox)
Lineage: Eukaryota; Metazoa; Chordata; Mammalia; Chiroptera; Pteropodidae
Gene: PLEKHN1
Product: pleckstrin homology domain containing N1
Exons: 17
Coding region: 782-2623 (613 amino acids)
Biological process (GO): positive regulation of apoptotic process; response to hypoxia; 3'-UTR-mediated mRNA destabilization
Cellular component (GO): mitochondrial membrane; cytoskeleton
Molecular function (GO): phosphatidylserine binding; cardiolipin binding; phosphatidic acid binding
Source: RefSeq, a predicted model, not a curated record